GGUUGCUAUGGGCAACUCAGCAACUUCUCUGGACGGGUUUUGAUAAAUCUCCCCCCUAUGAGUCUAAGAAGGCUCCAGUGGCUGUGAAAUUCUGCGAUGGGGAAGCGCCUUCUUAAAAUCUGCAUAAGGCACUGUCCAUAGAGCGGUGAUCCCCCAACCUGUGGCUCUGCAGGCGGUUGCACAACUACCACUCCCAGCAUGCCCUGACAGCCGAAGGCUGUCAGGGCAUGCUGGGAGUGGUAGUUUUGCAAUCACUGGCAUAGAGAAUAAUGAGUAAGAUUGAGUGUACAGCAAUCUGAUCCCUGCACACACCUCCCUAUGGUAAGCAGCCACUCCCUUACUCUCAGCUGGUGCGGGGACUCAGAAAACUUUCUAUAGAAAGUACAAAGAUCAAAGGUGUCGCGAAUGAGAUAGGAAGUGCUCAAGGUGCUCUGCAAAAUGCUCUGCGAAAACAGAGCAAGCUUACAUCCUAAAGCUCACGUGUAAGGACAGACACCCCCCAGGACUGGGUGACACUACCAGAGGGAUCACACAAGGACAUGAAUGGGGAACCUUCUCGUCUGAGGUCAUGUAUUCCGUCAGUCAGAAGUCUGGAAAUACUGUGUUUAGAAACAGUAGAAGCUAGAUGAGAAGACGCUGCACCCUUAGCAGACUAAUCUACCAUACAAAAAAGUACAUAUGAACCCAUGAGAUCCUUCAGGUCCCAGUGACCUCCAUCGGACCCCACACAACCAGCCUUGGCCCCCUGACUUCUCCAUGAUGCAGAGUUACUCAUCCCAUGACUAAUGUUUAUGAAGGACCUGAGAGGGUUAUACUCCAGAGCUGCAAUCAUAAUUCUGCCAACUUCAGAAACAAUUACAUGAACAGGCGCACGGCUGACCCCAAUGUAAAGGUCGCCCAUACUGUGACUACGUUGAUGAACAAUACCUCUUGGCUGAACAGCUGCGAUGUACAUACGCCUCCCCGAUCACGGACUCUGCUCCUGGUGGGCUACAGUCUCUUAAUGCCCCUGGGGGUCAUACUUAAUGGGUUAUCCCUGGUGGUGUUCCUGCGGUGGCUGCGGCCUCUCACCGUUGUCAGCAUCUUCCUCUGUAACCUGGCCCUCAGCGACCUCCUCUUCUCCCUCUCACUGCCCUUAAGGAUCUAUUACUAUGCCAAUAACUACUGGCCGUUUGGGAAGUUCCUCUGUCGACUGGCUGGAUCCAUCUUCCACAUCAACAUGUAUGGCAGUUGCCUAUUUCUCUUCUGCAUAAAUGUAGACCGCUACUUGGCCAUCGUCCACCCUCUACGUUUCCGUCACCUGCGCCGGCGCAAAGUGGCUCGUCUGACCUGUCUUGGCGUCUGGCUGAUGAUUGUGAGUGGGUCGGUUCCCGCCGCCCUUGCACACGACUCGAAUGACUGCUGGGACGGAGAAGAGUGGAUACCCCGUUGUUUUGAGGGACUUACGAGCUGGAAUACUUCCUUGAUGCCUUUGUUGUUGGUAGCUGAAGUUUUUGGAUUUCUUUUGCCCCUUGUGACGGUUGUCUACGUCUCCUGCCACGUCUUCUGGGAACUAUGUCGGGUAUCCGAAGGGGGAGCACGCAGACACAGAAAAACUAUCCGACUACUCGUCCUUAACCUUAGCAUCUUCCUUUUUUGCUUCGUCCCCUAUAACGCAACACUCGUGGCCUACGGGCUACUGCGAGCAGAACUUGUUACAGACUCGUGGAACUCCAAACCCUUAUUGAAAAGAAUUCUGUCGGUCACUGUCCUUCUAGCCAGUACCAACUGUGCCCUGGACCCCUUGGUCUAUUACUUCAGCACCGAAGGGUUCCGUAACACGCUCAGUCGAAUCGUAAGGAAUAGCAAGGACAUGGAAAAGAACGGACACACCUUGAAGAACAGUAAGGCCUCGGAGAUCAAAAGCUUCGGAAUUAGUCCAAUGUCCAACAAAGAGCCUGAGAUGAAAGAGAAGAAAGUCAACUUACUCCUUGAUAAAACGGAUCACGUCAAUGGGAAACAGAAGAAAAAUGUAAUUCGGGAAUCCGAGAUCUAAGUCUGUAUUCACAAGGAACGUUCGGAUACUUAAAGGGGUACUCCGCUGCUCAGCGUUUGGAACAAACCGUUCCGAACGCUGGAGCCGGCACCAGUAGCUU
Molecule: messenger RNA, 2135 nt
Organism: Hyla sarda
Lineage: Eukaryota; Metazoa; Chordata; Amphibia; Anura; Hylidae
Gene: LPAR5
Product: lysophosphatidic acid receptor 5
Exons: 5
Coding region: 779-2035 (418 amino acids)
Biological process (GO): G protein-coupled receptor signaling pathway; behavioral response to pain
Cellular component (GO): membrane
Molecular function (GO): G protein-coupled receptor activity
Source: RefSeq, a predicted model, not a curated record